AGCAGACCAAAGCCUGGCUCCCAAGUUCAGUCCCAUUCAAUGGAAAGCAGUGCAGAGGCAGCGUGCAGAGGGAGAGAAGGCUGCAGGACACCUAGCCACCAGACCUCUACCCUGGGACUGCGGAAGCAGCUCUGACCAGCCCCAGCCCCUGAGCACUGCCUGCCAGGGUCACGUUACCCAGAGGAGCCUUAAGAAGCAGCUUUCAGAACCGAGACUGGCUGGAGAGAGCGGACCAGACAAGAGCCCAUUAUUACAGCAGGGAUCAUACAGUCUGUCGGCUGCGUUAUGUAACUAGAACUAACAUUAUUAGUGUUCUUAUUUUUAAUAGUGCGUUAGUCGUUAAAUUAUUUUAAAAAAUUUAAAUAUUUACUUUGAAUAUAUUUAUAUCUUUUUUGAUUGCAAAUACUUCGAUUGUCACUGGUGGAUAAGAAUGUUUGGGCAACUUGAUUGAGGAACUACAUUUAAAGUACUGGGCUGAGCAAAAUAUUUUCUAGUUGCCAAAACUAAUACUCGAUAAGGAGAAGAAAACCAACAGCAAUCCUGGUUUUUGUUUUGUUUUCUAAAAAAAUACAGAUGGUUUUUGUUUUCAAAACUCAAAAAGGUUUUUUUUUUCCAACAGAGGAAACAAAUUAAAACAAUAUAAUAUAUUUUUAAAAGUCAAAUGAAUGUAUUUUCAAUGAAUCCUGACCCAACAGUCAGACACCACCAGGCACUGCAUGCUUGUGUGUGCUUGUAGUAAUUCAGGCUUGUAGUUAAUUAAAUCUAUUUUCAUUAACCAGCACUGGGAAAAAACAAAACAAAACAGUGCUUAAAAAAAUUCCGCUUUCUACCCUGUACCAGCAGAUUACCAUCGUCCUGACUUAAGACCGUCAUUCUUCAUUUUUUGUUUUGUUCAGUUGCCUGGGAUCUGUGUGCCAUACCCCUACAGCCCAAGACAAAACUCUCUUUCCAGGACGUUUCAAGAAACUUCAUAAGAACUUUUACAGAAGCUUGAGAACGCGCUCAGAGUUGUGCGAUGGGGCGCUGAGUAGUGUUUUUAGAAGCCUUGUGGAUUACUGUUGGACUCCCUUGGAAAGACAGAGAGACAGAGAGGGAGAGGGAGCGUGCGAGGGGUCGCGGGGGAGCUCUGAAUGAGCACCGACCCACGGCGUUCGGGAUGGGGAUUCAAGGCAUGGAGAUCCUCGCGGUGGGGGUGGUCCUCUUUAUGUUUAUGGCCGUCCUCAAGCAGUUCGGGGUCCUUGAACCCAUGGAAGACAGCAGUGAAAGUGAUCUGGAGCUGUCGACAGUGAGGCACCAGCCGGAGGGUCUGGAUCAGCUGCAGGCGCAGACCAAAUUCACCAAGAAGGAGCUGCAGUCUCUGUACAGGGGCUUCAAAAACGAGUGCCCCAGUGGUCUGGUGGAUGAGGAGACCUUCAAGAUGAUCUACUCUCAGUUCUUCCCACAAGGAGACGCCACCACCUACGCCCACUUCCUGUUCAAUGCCUUCGACAUCGACAGGACCGGCUCCAUCCGCUUCGAGGACUUUGUCAUCGGACUCUCAGUGCUGCUUCGAGGCUCAGUCCACGAGAAACUGAAAUGGGCCUUCAACCUCUAUGACAUCAACAAGGACGGCUACAUCACCAAGGAGGAGAUGCUGGCGAUCAUGAAGUCCAUCUACGACAUGAUGGGGAACUACACGUACCCCUCGGUGAGAGAGGACACCCCCUUCGAGCACGUUGAGAAGUUCUUCCAGAAGAUGGACAGAAACCAGGAUGGAGUGGUGACGAUUGAUGAGUUCAUGGAGACUUGUCAAAAGGAUGAAAACAUCAUGAGCUCCAUGCAGCUGUUCGAGAAUGUGAUCUAGAACUCCCCGGAACAAUCCAGAACGUCUGCAUCCAUCGCCUGCCGUCACCCACCCACCCAGCUAUUCCUGUGUCAACAAGACUGAACUUUUUAUAUAGAAACAUAUGGUGAAUAUAUAUAAACAUAUACAAACAACAUGUACACUACCCACAGAGACAAGAUUGCUGUUUCCUAGUAACGAAACUCUUGAAAGAACAAUGGUCCA
Molecule: messenger RNA, 2047 nt
Organism: Acipenser ruthenus (sterlet)
Lineage: Eukaryota; Metazoa; Chordata; Actinopteri; Acipenseriformes; Acipenseridae
Product: calsenilin-like
Exons: 8
Coding region: 1157-1843 (228 amino acids)
Biological process (GO): regulation of potassium ion transmembrane transport; negative regulation of transcription by RNA polymerase II
Cellular component (GO): voltage-gated potassium channel complex; nucleus
Molecular function (GO): DNA-binding transcription repressor activity, RNA polymerase II-specific; potassium channel regulator activity; calcium ion binding
Source: RefSeq, a predicted model, not a curated record